Molecule: messenger RNA, 3171 nt
Organism: Haplochromis burtoni (Burton's mouthbrooder)
Lineage: Eukaryota; Metazoa; Chordata; Actinopteri; Cichliformes; Cichlidae
Gene: gdpd3a
Product: glycerophosphodiester phosphodiesterase domain containing 3a
Exons: 10
Coding region: 477-1442 (321 amino acids)
Biological process (GO): glycerophospholipid catabolic process
Cellular component (GO): endoplasmic reticulum membrane
Molecular function (GO): phosphoric diester hydrolase activity; phosphatidylcholine lysophospholipase A1 activity
Source: RefSeq, a predicted model, not a curated record
UAUUCUGUAUUAUAUUAGCAAUACUCCAGCUGUGUAGCAGAAUAAAAGUAAUCAUUAGAAAGGUGUUGCAAGACAGAGGUACAGGUAUGAUAUAAACCUGAACAAAAGCAUAAAAACAGCAUUACCACUGGAAGGGGAGAGGCCAGAGCGAGAGCCCUGUGGGGUUGUGAGCUGGUGCUUCAUUAACUGACUUUUACAGCUCUGAGGGUUCAGCUGUACCUGCUAAGAGUAAGACUGAAAUUCAGGGGUGGGACUUUUUUCUCUGUCAUACCAGUCUGUCUGGAUUUUUUUCUUAUCUUCCCACAACAAGCUGCUGGUUCUUCAGAAAAGUCUUUGGGUCUGGCCACUUGUGAUUGGAGGGAGAAAUCGAGUUGUCAUUUUGAGAUUGUCUUGCUGAGCAAGUUUUUUCUUUUGCUGGUGCUUCUGGUCAACCUGAACUGUGAGAUCUUGCAGAGACUCUCUGAGGGACUCGCUGAAUGUGCAUGCAGGAAAGGAUGAUCAGCUUUUUAUAUUUUUUCCUCCCAGUGUUGGGAGGAUACACCCUCACCUCGGUUUACCUGCUAAAGAACCCACAGAUUCUCCACAGGAAGAAACGCCCUGCUUUCUACUGCAAAAAGAUCGCACACAGAGGAGGAUCUGGAGAGAGGAUAGAGAGCACCAUGGAGGCAUUCACACAUGCGGUGGAGCAGGGCACUGAGAUGCUGGAGAUGGAUUGUCAUUUGACACAUGAUGGCUUUGUGGUGGUAUCACAUGAUGAGAAUUUGCUGAGGCAGACUGGCCAUGAUGUCACAAUCUCCUCGCUCAAUCUGCAGGAUUUGCCUUUGUAUAAGGAGAGACUGGAGGUAACAUUUUAUGAAGGCCGUUACAGCACUGGCAAGGACAGGAAGUUUGCUCUGCUGGAGGAUGUGUUCAAGAAGUUCCCUGAGAUGCCGAUCAGCAUUGAGAUCAAAGAGAACAACCACGAGCUCAUUAAAAGGGUGUCUGAUCUGGUUAAACGCUACAACAGGGAGGGGAUCACUGUGUGGGCUUCCACAGACUCCACGAUCAUGAAGCAAUGCUGGAAAAUGAACGGCUCCAUGCCGUACAGUUUCACUAUGAGCCGAGGCCUGCUGCUUCUGCUUCUCUUCUACACGGGGCUGCUGCCCUUUGUGCCAAUAGGAGAGAGUUUGCUGCAGUUCUACCUAAUGCGCAUCUUCAACAGGACAUUCAUUCCCGAUGAAGCUCUCCUGAGGAACAAGCUCGUUGUGUGUUUGAUAGAAAAAAUAACUAUGAGGAAGAGUCUUUUUAGGCACCUCGCUGCCCGUGGAAUUCAGGUGCAUUUAUUUGUUUGCAACACAGAAGAAGACAUAGAGGCGGCAUUAGAAGUAGGAGCCACUGGAGUGAUGAGUGACUAUCCAACUCUUCUGUCCAGCUACUUCUGCAAAAACAGAAGUCAGGACUGAAUCCAAGCACACCAUCACAUGAUGGCAACAAUGACACUGAUAAAAACGGCUAAUGCAACAUUUGUUGAAGAAUCUUUGGUCUACAUGAUAAUCGCCAUGCAGUGGGAACACAACUAUCAUUAAUCUCUUCGGUGCUGACCUUUAAUCGCUGCUGACAGAAUGACUUGUUUGUCAUGGGAUCGUCUCUACAGCCUCCACCCACAAACAAACCACGGCAUUGAUUUGGUCUGCAGCACAUCUAACGAGUGAAUAUUUAACUAGCUGGACUGUAUAUCUGAUUAAAUGUGACUUUAUUUUGAAUGUCUCUAAUGUUACUUUCUGCCACUUUUAAGAUAGGGCUUGAGAAAUAAAUGAUUAUGAAUAAAUCACUUGCAUUUUGGCUUUUAUAUUCUUUUGGGCCAUUAGAAGAUUACAAGGUAAUUACUGGCAGUACAAACAUGAAUACAGUACAGUGUGUUACGGAGCAAUCUAGGCAGCAUAGUGCGAAUCUCUUUGACCGAUUUUCUUGACCUAAAAGAGACUGUAGAGAGUGUACACAUGCUGUAAACCUCACCUGUGUCCUUGUUUUCCCAAGCAACUAUGGUCAAAGUCCAGCCACCCGGCCGUGAUAAUAAUCAACCAGUUUGUUGGUGAAACAAAGAGGGUAUUUUUCUGUGUAGGUUGGCGACGAUCAAGUUAAUGGGAUAUACCUGGAUUUAUGCAAAAAAAUAGUAACAGUAGGCACCGAGAGCAAAGUAGCAAUAAAAUAAGAUGUCUUGGUAGUAUUGAGACACUUGAGACAAUUUCCCAUAUUUUGACUGGUUCGGGAGGACAUGCAAAUCAACUCAGUUUUAUUUAUAUAGCAUCAAAUCACAACGAAAGUUGCCUCAAGGAACUUUACAUGUAAGGUAGAGACCCUACAACAAUACAGAGAAAGCCACAACAAUCAAGCAACCCAGUAUGAGCAAGCACUUGGUGAGAGUGGGAAGGAAAAACUCCCUUUUAACAGGAAAAAAACCUCAAAACAGAACCAGACUCAAGGAGGGGCAGUCAUCCACCAUGGCUGGUUGGAAGUGAUGGUAGGGACACGGGACUAAAACACUGUGCACUUUGCACUUUUCUAAACUCUGGUUUUAACCCAGUGUGAACGGUAGGCCUUUUAUUAUAGUGAGAAGAAGCUUAGCCAGUUUAACGCCAUAAUCAUCAACAAGUUGCACACUUUGCAGAUUUUGUAAAUUGUGAGAAGGAAAAUGAAGUUCCAGUAUAUUCUGAAUAAUGUGGUGUGAAGUGACACAAUAUAUGUGUUAUAAUUAAAUAAAAUUGCUGAACUUUUCAGAUGUGGCAAAAGAAAGCUAUGCAAAUCUAUGGAUAGAUUCAAACUGAAGGCCCCAAAAUGCAGAAAUCACAGUGAAAGUACAUAAAGACUUUCCAUAAGAUGACUAUAAGAACAAACUUCAGUUUCCUUUUAUCUUUACUGUAUUUGCUUAGCAAGACAGUUUGAAAUAUUGUUUAAUUAGCCUGUACGUGCCUAGUUUAUUGUUUGUUUUUAUUUUUAAGUCAUCAUUGCUGACAUGUCCCACUUUCUCCCACACAAAUGCCACAUAUGCCCUACAUUUAGUUUGUUGGGAUCUGCUCACCCUAGGCCUAGGUCAUUGAUCAACAUUUAAUGUUACAUGUUGCUGUACCACAAAGCAAGGAAACUGCAGGAAUUUUAACCAAACUUUUCAAAACUAAACCAGAGAUCAGUGUA